Molecule: messenger RNA, 1467 nt
Organism: Clonostachys solani
Lineage: Eukaryota; Fungi; Ascomycota; Sordariomycetes; Hypocreales; Bionectriaceae
Source: the annotation of a GenBank genome assembly
AUGGCCGAGCAAAAGACUUCCACUUUUGGCAUAUGUGGCCGGAUGUUUUCCAUUGCCCAUGAUCUUGGCUAUUACAGAUCUGUUGCAGUCACAGGCAUAUACUCUUCCAGUCUGCGGAAGGUUGAUCUUGAGCAAAGACUGGACGCGAGUGUGCAAGCUGCCAUUCGAGAGCAUCCGGCACUCUGCUACAUUCUGUCUGACCAGACUACGGAUGACGGCUCAACUAUUUUCGCAAGCUUCAAGGAAGUUGAUCGCGAUGAUCUGAUCGAAGUGAUCAAUUAUUCCUCUGAAACUUCGAGCGAGGAAGGUUCGGAGUCAGCGGCGGACAGUCUACUUCGUCAACGCCUAGAAAACGCCCACACAAGUUUUUGGCCUGUUGGAAAGCCUGCAUGGAGAAUGAUCAUCAUUCACCAUCCUACCGAAAAGUCUCUUCUUGGAGAGGCUGCUCAGAGUGAUUCGGAAACACUCGAAGAGCGCAGAUUUGAUAUUGCCUUUGUUUUUCAUCACGCCAUAGCCGAUGGGCUCAGUGGCUUGGCAUUUCACAACACAAUGAUGAAGCAUUUUUCACUGAUCUCUGAUGCAUCUUCAAAAGUAAAAUGGCCGUUGGUUGUGGACUGGGAUGUUUCACUACCCAAUUUAGUAGAGGAACGCAUCGACUUAAAUAAUCCGCAGAGGUCGGAGAGUGAACAGCCUGCAACACAUGGUAACCAACCAGCAUGGCCUGGAGAUACAAUAACUCUACCGCCAGGGAACGGAUAUCGAUCCAGAGUUCAUAUGGCAAUCGUACCACCCGAAACCUUGAGUUCAUCUCUAAAAUUUUGCAAGAGUCAGGGCAUUACAUUGACAGGGUAUCUUCACGGGCUCAUAUGCGUGUUCUUGAGCAGAGAGGCCGCGGAGGCGCCUGGUUUUCGCUUGGUCACACCAUAUUCAUUGCGCCAAUUCACCAAGACCAGCGCACAGGAUAUCGCGUUUCAUGCGGCAUCUAUGGCGAUGUAUGUUCCUGAAUCUGGUCUAGCCGCGAUACGGAAGACGCAGCCUCAGUCUUCCGAGGAGAGGGAACAUGUUGUUCAAAUCGCGAAAGAUUUUAGCGAGUCAAUGGCGCGGGAGGUGGCCGCCUCUUCUUACAUUGAUGAGCUCCGCGACGUCCCAGAUGGGAUCGAGCUUCGCAAGUCGGCGUUGGAGAUAUUGGGUAAGCGGAGGACUAAGAGCUACGAAAUAUCCAAUCUCGGAGUUGGACAGAAUCCAACCGCUGAUCAAGAUGCGAAGCGCAUGGCGCUCCGACGUCUGAUGAUGACUCAAAGCGGUUCCGUAACUGGUCAUGCGUUCUCAGUAAAUUGCGCUUCGGUCAGAGGCGGCCCUCUAACACUAUCAAUAACAUGGUCGAAUGGCGUCGUGGAAGAUCAACUUAUCAACUCGCUUUCUUUGUACUUAAAACGAUCUAUGGAGAGGCUUUCCACGGGUGAAUAA